AGAGAGAAAAAAAAAAUUGUUAAUACUCGUAAGUGACUGAGACGUGACUGUGAUAUGUUGCUUGGGUUCAAUAGGAUUACCAUGUGGUGUUCUGUGCCUGUGCAGACGGGAGGGUGAAGAGGUUGUGUGAAGACCAUUAUUAACAAGCAACUUAUUCCCUCAGGAGCAUUGGCGUGUGAGAAACUGCGGUACUUAUUCUCUAACUCGUGGUGGUGAAUCUUCCGUGACUGAGUGAAGGGAAGAGCUAAGCGUUGUUCAUCCAGCUGGGCCAUGUGUUCCUUGACUGGAUAAAGGCAAGAGUUAGGCGUUGUUCACCCAGCUUGCCUGUGAACCCCCAAAAGUCGUGCUUGGAAAAGAUCAUCAUAACAGCGCACUCUUCAAAAAAUAUCAUAUAAGGAAAAAAAAAAAAAGAGAGAGAAAAACAUUAAUUUACUAGUGUGGCACCCUUUUUCAACCUAUAGACAGGUCCAAAACCUACAGAAAGACCACGCACUGAAAAAAAAGGGGGGAAAAGAGAGAAAGAAAAACCGAGUAUAAUCCCACUUUUAAGGAGACCAGCAGAAACUCUCCAACUUGCGGCCUUCCCAGCGCGGCCGUGGAUUGCAGGAGUGGGCCUUCAGUCCUGUUGAAAGAGUAGCUUGUAUGCUUCCAGGUGACUAAGGAAACGGGAGUCUUAAAUUUCUCUGGAGCUGGCCAAGGAAGCUAAAGAGUCUUAAGUUUCUCGGAGGUGGCGGCGGGGCAUGAAACACCUGCCGGGUACAUGCUUUACCACCAAGAACAUCUCCAUCACAGUCUCGCAGGACGGCAGGGAGUGCUUUGUUGACGAGAGAGACUUCGAGGUGGAACUGACAGCCACGAGUCCCACCGAGAGUGUAUUGUCUCCAUCUUUCUCAAGCCACACCGAGGUCGUGGAUUGUGGGACUGACGAAGAGAAUGAAGGGUUGAGGAGCCUGGCUGACUCCAUCGGGUCUUGCAGUGUUGAUAUCCCUCCCAGUCCUGACGCGACCAAGGAUGCAGAGAUGACGCAGGCCAAGGCGGAGACAGCGGGGGGAGGGAAUGACGGUGGUGGUGUGGGGGCCAUGGACACACGCCGGGCCCUUCUCUGCCUGGUGGCUAUCUUCCUGGUGUCUCUCAGCGCCCUCACCUUUGUGUACAAGAACUUCCCACACCUGGAGGAGGACGAGUACCAGCACAUGAAGCUGCCACGGGACAUAGAGGACGCCAAGAGCCUGGGCCGAGUGCUGUCCCACUACAAGGAGCGCUACUUCUCCGAGGUGUUGGCGGGAGUCUUCGUCACCUAUAUAUUUUUGCAGACCUUUGCAGUGCCAGGAUCCAUUUUCCUGUCCAUCCUCUCAGGGUUCCUUUUCCGGUGGGAGUUGGCGCUGCUCAUGAUCUGCUUCUGCUCAGCCACAGGAGCCUCAUUCUGUUACCUGCUGUCCUACCUGGCGGGCAGACCCAUCGUCCUCAAGUACCUACCUGAACGUACAAAAUCCUGGCAAGAGAAGGUGGACAAGCAGAGAGACAAUCUGCUCUUCUACAUCAUCUUCCUGCGUAUCACUCCCUUCCUCCCCAACUGGUUCAUCAACAUCACCAGUCCCAUCAUCAAUGUGCCCCUCGGCCCCUUCUGGCUUGGCACAUUUAUUGGUGUGGCUCCUCCCAGCAUACUGGCAGUGCAGGCGGGCACUACCCUCUACCAGCUGACCUCCUCAAGUGAUGCCUUCUCCCUAACAUCCGUUGUCUUGUUAGCGUUAGCGGCCAUCCUGUCCCCUUGUCCCAAUUUAUUCUAAAGAAUCGUCUGCGGGAGAAGUUUGACUAGGAGCAGCUGCCUUCCAUGGGCCAGAGAGGGGGACAAUGUGGCGGGGCUGGAUGGCGGAGGAAGAGGAGGGUGAGGAGAGGCGUGGUGAUCCUCUUCAAGAAAGCAAGCAUUGAGGAAGAAGUUAAAGAGGAGGUGAGGAGCAGGAGGAGGAAAAGGAGGAAAUUGGAGAGGAGGCGAGGGAGGAAGAGGAGGAGGAGGAGGAGGAGGAGGAGGAGGAGGAGGAGGAAGUAGGGUGCUGGGGGAAGGUACAGUCUCCUGUCUCCCCAAAUGCCAGACGUGCAUCACUGACAGAGAUUCCCUUUGAAAUCGUCAUCAUUGCUCACACUGGGCACUGAACUGUCCUCUUGUAGUGAGCCAGGACGUCCCUCAUAUCCUUCCCUCGUCUUGCAAGUGGCUGGGUGCAACAAGAAUCCGUUGACCCAGUGCUUCCUGCUGUGAUUGCUGUGUCCUGUUUCUGGCGACAGAGAUGAACGGCACAUGCUCUCUUUAACAUUCCCCCUGAGUGGUGUGCUCCCUUGAUCCUCCUGUUGGUAGUAGUUGGGGUUGUGGUGUCAUUCCAUGGAUGAUGUGGAGCAGGUGUGUUGCAUGAGAGGGCUGGCUACUCACUGGCUGGUUCAGGAAGGGUAAUCCAGACAGGAAACAGAGCUCACCCUUUUGUGGCCGCAUGGUAGGUGGAUAAUCUGAUGCCUUGAAUAGGUGUACUACUGAGUGUGUGUGUGUGUGUGUGAGAGAGAGAGAGAGAGAGAGUGUUAGCAGAGUGUUUAAAACCAACAAAACUAUUAAUUUAACAAGAGUGAGCCAGUUCAUGUCCUUGUCUGACAGAAGGCAUUGUGGAGACUAUGCUUAUUUUUUAUUAAGGUUAUCAGUAGAGAAGGAAAGUAUAAACACUAUUGUAAGCUAGAGGGUGUCAUGCCCUAGUUGUAGAGUUAAGCAGGACGGGUUUGGUUAUAAGUGGGAUAUUGCAGUUGGUUAUGUCCAUCCUUGCCAGACCUUUACAUCUGUGCUGGUGGGAAUGCUAAUCAUGAAGAACAAGCCAAAGAAAGUACCACCACUCAGCCCCACCCACUGCAAGUCAUGUAGGUGGAGUGAGUGAGUGGUGCUUGUAUGCAUGCCUUUGGUUCUUUGACAUAGCUGGUUUUUUGUGUAGGGUUCAGAGAGGUGGGCAGACACACACCACAUGGCCAAAACCAUUGUCUGUGAUGUCUUCAAACUCCAUGUACUUUAAACGCUAUAUAAGUGAAGUGACGUGUAUGCACCUGGUGGUGGGGCUGCCAGCUGGCCUGCCUGCCGUGCUGUAGGAAAGACAGCAGGCAGACAACCCCAAGGCUGCAGGAGUUGGCACAAUAACCUAACAUGCUGGAUGAAGGAGAUCUUAAGUGUACAAUUGUAAUUCUAUUUCCUCCACUGGCAGGCAGCAUCACUGUGUAGUGACUGCUGUUGCUGCUGCUGCUGUGUUCAAGGGUACUUUACUGACCUCAAUAAAGACUUGUUGACCUGU
Scylla paramamosain (green mud crab) is the source of this 3314-nucleotide messenger RNA. Its product is annotated as transmembrane protein 41B-like. Gene Ontology annotation, cellular component: endoplasmic reticulum membrane. Lineage: Eukaryota; Metazoa; Arthropoda; Malacostraca; Decapoda; Portunidae. The record is from RefSeq and is a predicted model, not a curated record.